Diabrotica balteata is the source of this 915-nucleotide messenger RNA. The record is from the annotation of a GenBank genome assembly. Lineage: Eukaryota; Metazoa; Arthropoda; Insecta; Coleoptera; Chrysomelidae.
AUGGAGGAGAAUUGUCGUCAUUUGACGACUAGUGACAUUGACCCAAGAUACGCUGUCACCGACAGUCCACUGGAUCUUAGAGGAUCUUCGACGGAACAACCGGAAGGGAAAUCAGAAAAAGAUAAAUCGAAGAAAACCAAUCAUCAAUUAAUCAAACCACCCUACUCAUAUAUAGCUCUCAUUACAAUGGCGAUUCUUCAAUCUCCUCACAAGAAAUUAACCUUAAGUGGUAUAUGCGAAUUCAUUAUGACAAGAUUUCAUUAUUAUAGAGAAAAAUUUCCCGCUUGGCAAAAUUCUAUUCGACACAACCUCUCGCUUAACGAUUGCUUUAUAAAAAUUCCACGAGAACCAGGAAAUCCAGGAAAAGGCAACUAUUGGACGUUGGAUCCCUUGGCAGAAGAUAUGUUCGACAAUGGAAGUUUUUUACGAAGAAGAAAGCGGUAUAAGCGACCGUCUCCAAACCUCAUGCUGCGGGACCAUCACGCAUCCGCCAUGGUUGCUUCAUUUCUAUCCAGUCAGGAGAAUUAUCACCAUAGUAUAUUCAGCCACGCAAGUAUGCACAAUCCAUAUCCAUAUAUUCCUGGGAUUCCAGCAAAUAUACCGCCCAAUUUACCACUUUUGAGCCCUAUGGAUUUAUCCAGAUUAAGCCUGAGUCAUCUAGGUUUAUUGCCACAACCAACUAUAUGCAAGCCAGUGCCAGUGCAGCCACCAAGUGUAACAACUGUUUCCGACAAUGAAGAUUAUGGUGUCACAGAUAUUAAGAAGAGCAAAAAUGGUUUUUCCAUAGACUCUAUUAUGGGGAAUGAGAGUAAUCGGGGGAAGAACGACAUGAGUCCUGAUAUUAGCCUCACCAGGAUUCACAACCAAGGAUCUGCAUUUUCGCCGUUGUCUUCUAGUGACGAUUGGACCAGGUGA